CCAUUAUCUCUAUUCCUAGUUCCAAGUAUGCAGCGGCAGUAUGAUACCAACCCCCAUUUUCUUUCCCCACUUGACCAUGAAACCCCACACCCACCACGGGGACCACCGGUCUACAUUCAACCCCGGUCGAGGGUUCCGAGGCAACACCAAAUGCAUCAGCCUCAGGGUGCUCCUGAAUAUUGGGGUCAGGGUCAGGUUCCUGAGUCGCCACAUAAGGCUCCGGUUCCUGAGUCGCCGCUACCUUUUCUUCCUCAACAUCACCAUCAGGAAGAUAGGCGGCACAAUUAUGGCUACCCUCUGGAAGAACAACGGUCCAAGAGGAAGCUCCCUCUGCCACCCAGUUAUGGUUCUCACGUCCCGGGGUCUCCUCCACCUCGUUGGGGUGGUGCCUCGGGCCAUCCUUACCAGCAUUCAACAGGGGGACGUAGAACCACGCCAUUUGCAUGCUUUGCCUGUUCCUUGCUGAUUGUUGUAGGCCUGGUAAUCCUUAUAAUUUACCUAGUCUACCGGUCGCGAAACCCAGUGUUUGAUAUAUCAAAUGCCAAUCUGAAUGCCAUCUAUCUUGACAUGGGGUAUCUCCUCACUGCUGAUCUUACUCUACUUGCAAACUUCACUAACCCGAACGAUAAAGGGAGUGUAGAUUUCAAGUCCGUAACGUUGAAUCUUUAUCAUGAUGGAACACCCAUAGCAUCCAGCAAUAUUGAUCCUUUCCCUCUCAUGAAUGGUGAGUACAGGUUUGAAGAUGUUCAUCUAGUCACAAAUCAGGUUGCGUUUUCAUCGAAUCAAAGCCACCUGCUAAGCAAGCAAAUGGAGAGCGGAAAUGUGUGGUUUCAGGUGAAGGGUGUAUUUAGAACAAGGUCUAAUGGUCUUUUCAAGUAUUCGUAUUGGCUCUAUGGCUAUUGCACCAUUGUUCUUACUUAUCCUCCCCCAGGUGUCUUGGUUGCCAAAAAAUGCACAACAAAGCAUUAAACAAACACAAAUUUCAUAUUUCCAUGCAUGAAUGCUUAAUUUUGUAUUUCAUAUUAGGUUGGGGUGGGGGUGGGGGGUUUACUCCAAUCAUAUUUGUACAAGCUUCUAUAGGUGUUGCAUUGUUUAACUUACUGUCCCUUCUCUGAAUUAUUGAAUUGUUAUAAAAUGGAGCAGGGUCCACCUAGUUCACUCAUAGAAGCUUGCAACAUCUUGCAAGGUGGACCCUGAACCGAAACUGUGUAUUUUUAGUA
Molecule: messenger RNA, 1220 nt
Organism: Ipomoea triloba (trilobed morning glory)
Lineage: Eukaryota; Viridiplantae; Streptophyta; Magnoliopsida; Solanales; Convolvulaceae
Exons: 1
Coding region: 28-969 (313 amino acids)
Cellular component (GO): plasma membrane
Source: RefSeq, a predicted model, not a curated record